Anguilla anguilla (European eel) is the source of this 6743-nucleotide messenger RNA. Its product is annotated as period circadian protein homolog 3-like. The coding region runs from base 396 to 4022 and encodes 1208 amino acids. Gene Ontology annotation, biological process: circadian regulation of gene expression; negative regulation of transcription by RNA polymerase II; entrainment of circadian clock by photoperiod. Gene Ontology annotation, molecular function: transcription cis-regulatory region binding; transcription corepressor binding. Lineage: Eukaryota; Metazoa; Chordata; Actinopteri; Anguilliformes; Anguillidae. The transcript has 22 exons. Gene Ontology annotation, cellular component: cytoplasm; nucleus. The record is from RefSeq and is a predicted model, not a curated record.
UUCAGAAUGCCUGCACUCACGUUGCACAUCGUGUCGUGAAAGCGUUGUGCCUGCGGGAGGUUAAUGUUCAUUAGCUAAGGUUACUUGGAUAGCCAGCAGAAACUGGGCUAACUUUCAAAUACAGGAAUAUUGUACUUUAUGUACAGUUUAAAGGCCGUCCCUGUGUAAUAACACACUGGAUUGUGGAUAUAAUAAACGAUCGCGGACGCUGAAUCGUCAAGGGAGUGGUCUCUGAAGCUCUGAAGCUCAGUGACUGACAGACGACAAACCGCCAGCCUGUGACACUGACGGGACGAGCUAGCGCCUCACGCUAACCCGCUCAGAUCCGUGCGCUGAAGCCGGACCUCCAGAUUUCCCGCUACAGCGUUUCACCUGCUGAUCAGCUGGCGGUGCAGAUGCCGAGCUGCGGAGGCUUCAUCGAAGGCGAGGAAGAGGACGGCGAGGGAGACGAAGCGAUGGAGUGCUCCUCGGUGCCAGGAGGAGGAGGAGGAGGAGGAGGAGGAGGUCCUGAGCAGCUCCUGACUGCGUUUGGGCCGGGGGUCAAAGGCACGGUCGGGGGGAGUGAGGAGGUGGGACGGAGCGAUGUGGGCGUGGCCAGCCGCCAUGAUGGGACGGAUUCUCCCUCCAAUCACCGCUCUCAAAGUACGACUGGACUGGACAAGAGGUCGGAGCUGCACGCUGAUCCUGCCAGUAAUCAAACAGAGAGCAGCGGAAGCGAGCAUCCGGAGCAGGAGCGGGCCCAGUCACACAGCGAGAUAAUGAGGGCGAUGAGGGAGAUGAAGAGGAGGUUGCCGUCCGACAGGAAGUGUCACCGCAAGGCCCGGACCGUGGAGGCGCUGCGCUACGCACUCCGCUGCGUCAAACAAGUGCAAGCCAGCAGCGAGUACCACAAGGUUCUGCUGGGCAGCUGGAAGGAGGAGCAGGGAGAGGUCAGCCCCACGGUCUGCACCCUGGAGGAGCUGGAGAGCGUCACCUCCGAGCACACCCUCAAAAACACGGGCAUGUUCGCGGUGGUGUUCUCCCUGGCCAGCGGCCGGGUGCUGUACGUCUCGGAGCAGGCUCCCAGCAUCCUCGGCCUGCGGGGGGGCUUCCUGCGUGAGGCGCGUUUCGUGGAGCUCCUGUACCCCCAGGACGUCAACAUGUUCUACGCCCGCACCGCACAGCCCCACCUGCCCCCCUGGACCCUGGGCCCCGACAGGAAGGCCGAUCUGUACGACUGCACCUGGGUCAAAUCCUUCUUCUGCCGCCUCAGGGGGGGCAAGGACGGCGAGGGGGAGGUGCGCUACAGCCCGUUCCGCCUCACGCCGUACCUGCUGAAGGUUCGGGGGGGCGAGGGGGAGGAGGACCAGCCCUGCUGCCUGGCGCUCGCCGAGCGCGUACACUCAGGAUACGAAGCUCCCAGAAUCCCCUUGGAGAAGCGCAUAUUCACCACAACCCACUCCCCGGGCUGCGUCUUCAUGGAGGUGGACGACCGAGCUGUGCCGUUGCUAGGAUACCUCCCUCAGGAUCUGAUUGGCUCCUCAGUGCUAGCCUGCCUGCACCCAGAAGAUAGGCCCCUUAUGCUGGCCCUGCAUCAUAAAAUUCUGAAGUACGCAGGCCAGCGGCCGUUUGAGGACAGGUCCUUCCGGCUGCGCUGUCAGAACGGCGACUACGUCACGCUGGACACCAGCUGGUCCAGCUUCGUCAACCCCUGGAGCCGCAAGGUGGCCUUCGUCAUCGGCCGGCACAGAGUCCGCACGGGGCCCCUGAAUGAGGAGGUCUUCGCCACACGGGGCAGCGUGGAGCAGCCUCGGGUAUCUGAGGAGAUCCAGGAGUUGCAGACCCAGAUCUACCGGCUCUUUCUGCAGCCGGUGUAUAAUAACGGCUCCAGUGGUUAUGGCAGUAUGGGCAGUAAUGGCUCCCAUGAGCCCUACGUCAGCAUGUCCUCCAGCGAAAGCAACGGCAACCUGUGGGAGGACUCUCUGCGUGAGCCGAUGAAGCUGCAGCGUAUCUGCUCAGACGUUCGGAGGGUGAAGGCCGGGGGGCAGCAGGGGCUCUUGGACUCGCGGUGCAAACUGCCCCCCAUGGGGAGGGCCGCAGCCGGGCCCACAGCUCCUCCCACUGCCUCCCAGCCAACGGAGAGCGGAGUCGCCCUCAGCCCCCCCCACAAGGAUUCCAGGAAGCCACACCACAUUCCAUCCUACCAGCAAAUCAACUGUGUGGACAGCAUCAUCAGAUACCUGGAGAGUUACACUGCUCCUUCGCUGAAGAGGAAGACUGAGUCCCUCGCCUCCUCCUCUUCCUCUGAGGAAGAUAAGGGUCACGGGCCAGCAAUGGCAGCAGAGGAGGCCAUGCAGGAGGAGACGGGCGUUUCGGGGGGGUCGGCGGUGACUCUGGCGCACACGGCGGGCGCGGUGGUGGGGGCCCCCCUGACGGGCGUCACGCUGUCCCCCCAGGCCCUGAGCGUGGUGUCCCUCACCAGCCAGUGCAGCUACAGCAGCACCAUCGUGCAUGUGCCCCAGCCCGAGUCCGAAGUGACAGCGCUAGAGGAUGCACCAAUGGGCAGCGAGCAUGCUGACCCCACCCCCCCGCAGCCCCGCCCACAGCCCAGCCCGCUGGGGCUGACGAAGGAGGUGCUGUCGGCGCACACGCAGAAGGAGGAGCAGGAGUACGUGGGCCGGUUCCGCCAUCGCAUCCUGCAGGGCCCGUACCGGUCCUACCUGCAGCGGGACAGCAGCCCUGGCCCCUCCCAGCAGCGCGGGCCCUCCGGUAACCAUGGCGAGCAGGAAGUGGGCGGAGCUGCGCGGAGGAAGACCAGGGUCCGCGAGCUGAAGGCCAAGCGGCGUCGGGAGCAGUGGUCCUCAGACAGCUACGCCUCCCCCCCCGAGGGGCACUGCGUGGCCCCCUCCCCGUGCCAGAACGGGGCCCCCUCCCAGUCCUCCGCGGUGGGCUUGGUCUCGCCCUACCAGCAGGUCCUCGGGGUGCCUAGCGCCCCCCUCUACCCGGGCCCCCUGCCCUAUCAGGGCUUCUCGUGCCCCCCCAGCGCCCCCGGUGUGCUGCCUACCCCGGGGGGGGUGGGGCCGUACGUGGCGCCCGUCAUGGCUAUGGUCCUGCCGAACUUCCCCUCCUACGUGCAAGGGGCGUGUCCUCUGGGCCCCACCCCUCCCUUCUUCCUCCCUCCCUUCAACCCCUCUCCCUUUGGCUCCUCCCCCUUCCCUGCGUUCCCCGGCCCCGCCCUCGUGCCCCGGGCUCCGCCCACCCCCGUCCCGCCCACCCCCUCCCCCUCCCCCGGCGCUCUGGACCCGCCCUCUCAGCUCUUCUCCAGCUCGAGGUCCAGCUCCCCGCUGCAGCUGAACCUCCUGCAGGAGGAGCUGCCCAAACCCGCCCAGCCCCAGGGGCCCGCAGGAGACGCGGAGAGCCAGGAGGAGGCGCAGCGAAAGGAGGAGGAAGGUCUGAGCGAUUCUGGUAACCAUGACAACCGGUCCACGUCCAGCGAGGUGCUGGACCUGCUGCUCCAGGAGGACACCCACUCCAGGACCGGCUCCAACGUCUCGGGCUCGGGGUCCAACGGCACCUCCACCAGCAACACAGGCAGCGGGGACAGCAGCCUGUACUUCGCCUCCAGCGACUCCUCGCACACCUCUCCCCCGGCCAGCAGGGGGCAGCCUCAGGGCGAGCAGGCGGCCGAGGACCGGGCCAAUUUUAAGCGGUGCGUGGAGAACUCGCUGUGGAGCCUGAUACAGCACACGCCGGAGCCUGUGAUGAUGACCUAUCAGAUCAGCCCAAGGGACCAGGCCCAGGUUCUGAAGGAGGACCUGGAGAGGCUGCUCCUCCUGGCCCCCCUGCAGCCCGUCUUCACGGAGGCGCAGAAGGAGGAGCUGGCGGAGGUGCACCCCUGGAUGAAAGAGCACGGCCUGCCAGAGGAGAUCAACACACAGGGCUGUGUGACCUGCAUGCCUGACGCAAACUCCCCAGCCCCUCCCAUUUCUGCCACACCCCACACCCAGGACCACCCCCCACAGGACCCCAGCCCCGACACCUGACACUUCACACACCACUUAACCUCCCCACGAAGGGGUGGGGCUACGGGGACUUAAGAGCCACUCCCACCCACAUCGGCCAAUGGGAAGGAAGAAGGGAGGAGGGGCCAGAACCAAGUGGGAGACUCGGACCUUCAGUUCUUGCCCUGUGGGCCUGUGGGACCCGUCACACCAUGUGACCUGUACAGAGGGCGGGGCUUCACCCUGUGAAGUUUACACAUAAAAAACAAUGGAACGUAAACAGGAAGAAAGGCCUGGGUCUAAACAGGAUCAGCUUCCUCUCUGAAGAGACUACAGAGGCCUGGUUAGGCUUCUUUUUUUUUUGUUUUAUUUUAUUUUAUUUUAUUUUUUCCUUCCCACCCGUUUCUCUGCCGAGCCACUGUUUGGCCUCAGGAGGCGGAGCUCUGUCCUGCCCGGAUGACGUGCGUCACGUUUUUAUUUAACCGUGUAAACCCCCGUCUCCUGCUCUCUGUCGGCUGCGCUCCCCCCGCGCUGCGUCUGGGCUAGUCAGCGGCUUUUCGGCGUUCGGCUGAGACCCCUGACCUGUGCGCGCGUCGGCGUCUCCUCUGAGUCCGGCUGAAUCUGGGCCAGGUGGGCGUGGGCUCAGGUGAGCUGUUCUCCUACACCUGUGCGUGGUGAUGACCUCACCCACGGGCCGCAGCUGGGACCCGUCCGGUGUGUAGAGGGAGGCCCGGUUAGUUUUGCGAUACGCUGGUGUUGUAAAAUAGCAUAACGACGAGAACAGUUGUGUGCGGUACGCAGGUUCUGUGUGCGGUACGCAGGUUCUGUGUGCGGUACGCAGGUUCUGUGUGCGCUACGCAGGUUCUGUGUGAGGUACGCAGGUUCUGUGUGCGGUACGCAGGUUCUGUGUGCGAUACUCAGGUUCUGUGUGCGGUACGCAGGUUCUGUGUGUGGUACGCUGGUAUUGACUGUGGCCACUGUUCAUAUGUACAUAUCGGGCACCCGUCACUGUAGAGAGCAAGACCGUUUUCCCAGUCACUAUGGAGACGGUGGUUACAGAAGAAAAACCCUGAAAAUGUCUCCUCAGAGGUCAUGUUUUCUCUUUUGGGGCGCAGUGGAAAGACGGGGGGGGGGGGGUAGGACCUGUAUGUGCUCAUUUCGGGGGAACCUCCCCUCAGGUAGAGAGAACCUCACACCCCCGUUGGUCUUUCCUGUGACGUACGUUUCCCCCGUGCUCUGCUGGUCUGAUGUGUGCUCACACAGACCGCUUCAUAAUCCUGUACAGUUCACAUGUUGACUAUAAAUAUAGCCGUUAUUUUUAUUUUUUUGACUUUUUAUGUUGUGUAUUUAUUUUUGGUCUGAUGGAAAGCCUGUUGGCCAGUAUUGGAUUGUCCUUUUUGGGGAGGGGGGGGGGAGCAGUUUUUAAUAUUGAGCCUAACAGUAAGGGCCUGUUUCCACUGGUAACGACGAUAAAUAUAAAUCCCCUGCUGGUGUCCACACUGUUGUUGUGCACCUCGGUCAGUCCACACGCAUUCUUAUCGCGAGAACGGCCAGUCCAGAUUGUCCAGAUGUUUACUGAAGAUCGCUCUGAGAGUGAUCCAAACAGUGUCCAAUGUUAUCAUCUAGCUGAAUUCUUUCAAACUUAUUUUGAGAUAUUUGUUGAGUAUUUAAUGUUAAAUAUACAAACUUGCUUUCAUUUGAAUUUGGACAUUGUUUAUCAUUUUACGGUUAUAGUUAUGGUUUCCUGUGGAAACGGGCCAUAGUCCAGCGAAUUCAAUAUUUUAUUUAUUUUUAUUUUUUUGCUCUUUCCUGUUAAACGCCCCCUAGUGACCGUACAGAGCUUCCACAGAACCAAAAACCAGCUUUCCGCUCACAGAUGUUUUCUCAUAAAUCCCAGUUAUCGUUAUGUUGUGUUUCCUGACUGCUGAAGCUAAUGCAGCUGUUGCAGGGCUCCGCUCGUGUUGCUCCUCUCCUCUCCUCCUCUGUGGUCAGUAGGGAGCGGUUGUCCUCUCCUCCCCCUGAGAUCUCACAGCUUCUAACGCAAAACCACCAUCACUCUUAACCACAGCCCCUUUCAGUUAGCAGACAAGCAGCUGAAGCAUUAUGGGGCUUGUAGUUUGUGGUUAUGGAGUGGUUAUAAGUGGUUAUGAGCUGUUAUGAGUGGUUAUAGAGUGAUGCUUGGGGAACCACAUCAGGCCUGAGGCUGCAGUGUGCUGUUCGUCGCCAGUCCGAUGACUCUCCAAAAUACCGGAUAAAAAAAUAAAAAAAAAUUUAUUUCUUCACUGAGUCGUCACAUUUACCUGCAGACACUGCGGCCCUCCAGGAGUUCUGUUUGUCCCUCACAGUCACAAUAAACUGCAUUACUGUGUAUUAUACUGCAUCUUUAAUGACGGAGGAUUUCUGUCAUCAUUUUCUAAGUAUUUUUUUAUGUCUUGUAAUUGUGCUGAAGGAGUUUUGUAAAUCUUAAGUGGAGGUGUACGUCAUCAGACAUAGGUAGAGUUCCUGGAGAAUGAUCCACCCCUGUCUGCUGGAAACCUGAACACCUGGACACUGAACACUGAUCACUGAACACUGAACACUGCCGUGGGAGUCACAGUGCUACUGUAGUACCUGUACACGAUGGCCUUUUUUUUUUUUUACAAAGGGAAAAAGAAUAACCAUGACUAGCAGUGUGUUAAGAGCCGUACGGCCGUCUGUUCAGAAAGAGUUUCAGAAAGUGAUGCCGUCAAACAUCCGAAUAAAGACAAACUGUUUCUCCUUUCA